AUGCCGCCCUCCGCUGGACGGUGUCGGCAGUUGCUUCGUCAGUGCUGGACACAGGAACUGAAAAAGAGAGACAGGAUCCAGCCUCUCUCGCCUGCAGCUCGACGCCAGGCGAAGAAAGACCCAAAAUUGCUCACGCCUUCUCUGACCAGACAUUUGCAACUUCGCGACCUCCCUACAGGCUUCACAUCCAGGUUCGUCCAGGACAACCGCCGCAUGAAAGUCGCUUCCGCCUCCGACAUUGACGUUGCAGAGUUCUCGCUUCCUCCCACUGCCCAGCCGAGGAAAGAUCCCCUCGAGCAGCUCACCCCGUUGGACCUUCUGGCCAUCCAUCCGUCGCCGAGCGUGACAGCGAAGGCACGCGAUGCGGCGGCAGCUUCGUUUCUGCGUCGUCACAGGUCGACGCGUUCGGGGCUUCCUCGCUCUGCUUCGCCUGCGGAUUCCCCAAGAGAUUUAGUUUCCACCGGUUCAUUCGGGGGACUCAGGGGCGCGAGCGCGACGGAACAGGACACGGGUCGCUGGGGCUUCCUUUCUCGCCAGGCAGUCUUGGCAAAGACAGGCACAGCAGACGACGGAACGAACAAAGGAAGAGCGCGACUAGGUAACAGUGUGGACAGCCGAAACACAACCGACCUCGGACGCAGAGAGGCGGAAGCAAACCGCGGACACCCAUUUCCUCGUCUUGCAGAAACACCAGACUUGUACGUCGAACUGUCACGCAUCGCUACAGAGACAGGCUUCACACUUGACGCGGAAAACGCACUCGCCGUAGUCUCAAGAAAGCGAUCGCCUAAAGCGGCGGGGUCGGCAGCUGCUUCCAAUCCGGCUUUCCUUCCCCAGGCCACUCAUGCAUCUGACGCAAGCUUCAGACGGCCCAGGAGAGAUACAAGCACGCUGCGCCGCGUUGUGCCUGCCGCAGAGAGACACAGUCAAAGGAGCGGCGGAAGAACAUCUGGUGGAGGUUGGGGAUGGAAAGACGACCGAGAAGCUGUAAAGGACGUAUACAGACACCAUGUGACAGUAGAGCGUUCAAGCAGUGCCUCUCCUUUCGCGUUCUCGGUCGUGCCAGAGGAUUGAGGGGUGCCAUGGGCACUACAAAAUUCGUGAAUGCGCCUCCACACGCUCUUCAGAAUCAUGUACGCGCAUGUUGUGGGCCUUUUUUACGACACCAGAACGCUGAGACAACGAACACACAGCGCCUGCACAAUUAGACCCACAGAGUCCGUUCCUCAGUUCAGCGUUCUCACACUGACACUGUGAGAUGCCGCCUCUGUCGGUGCGCCGCGCCUGGUGGGACGCACACUUCUUCCCGCGUUCUGGCAGUUUGUUUUUUUCUACAAAACAUCACAUGCCGCGUUUCGCAAGGAUGGGACGUGUCGCGAGAUUUUGACUGGAGUGAGAGUUCGACGUGUUCCGCAACUCAAGAGGUUCUGGAUGUCUUAUCGUUGGCCGCUGAAUAGACAUCUCAUGGUGUAUGUGUUGGUGCGGGCACCAGAAGCGAACCGACGAGAUCACCGCUUCAGCGUGUGAUUGGUAUUCUACGAUGUUUACUGACUCUCAAACGCCAACGGUAUCACUGUGGUGGCGGAGA
Molecule: messenger RNA, 1588 nt
Organism: Toxoplasma gondii ME49
Lineage: Eukaryota; Apicomplexa; Conoidasida; Eucoccidiorida; Sarcocystidae
Exons: 3
Coding region: 1-1074 (357 amino acids)
Source: RefSeq, a predicted model, not a curated record